This is a messenger RNA of Homarus americanus (American lobster), 2749 nucleotides long. RefSeq lists its product as uncharacterized. NCBI's taxonomy places the organism in Eukaryota, Metazoa, Arthropoda, Malacostraca, Decapoda, Nephropidae. The record is from RefSeq and is a predicted model, not a curated record. The transcript is spliced from 5 exons. Gene Ontology annotation, molecular function: protein binding. The coding region runs from base 319 to 2121 and encodes 600 amino acids.
AGAAGUGCGAGACCAAGUCAAUAUGGUUGCCAGGAGUACACAGAAGAUAACAAGUAUCGAUGUGGACCAGUAACACAAUGCUUGCUCACUCUUCAGUACAGCUCAUUCUCAACACCAUGGUAUACCACCACAACAUUAAACAGCAACAGCAGCAAGCAAGUGACUGGCAUAGACAGUGGGAAGAUUUACAAUACUGGAUGUGUGGGAAAUGGAAACAGGAUCAUAUUAUUUCAGUUUGCUCAACUAUGUACUGAUCUCCAAGAGAGAAAACAGAAAUGGAGUAGAAGUGGAAUUGGAGAUAAACUUACAACUAAUCGUAUGAGGAGGCCUCCUCCCUGGCACUGGGAGAUACUCCUUAACCAACAUCGCCAAGAAAACCCAAGAAGAAACAGGAACAAGUGGGAGAAGAGAGAGGAGAGACAAGAAUGGGAUAGAGCAUGUCAUUGGCAGCAGCGAAAGCGGUUUCUGUUUACGCAUUCAGUUUUUCAGUCAUUGGGAUGGGGUUCAGCUGUUGUACUAACUUGGUCCAUAUAUAAUGACUGGGGCAACCACCCAUACAGUUAUCACUGGAACACAAGGAGACAAUGCAAAGAAAUUUUUCUUAGUCAAAGUGAGGAAGAAAUUAAUUCCAAGCCUAAAACCAAUGACAGUGAACAGCAUCAGCACAAUAAGGAAGGUGAAGACCAAUAUUGCUACAGUGUUAGCCAGUCUGGUUGCCUUGGUGACCACAACUGCCAGUGUCCCCAGCACACAUUAUACAAAGAAAAUUUUUGCAGCCAACAAAGCCAGAAUUUUUUCUGUCCUGAGACUAACAGGUCUCUCUUCAGUUUUCUGUGGAGCUCUUCUGAACAUAAAUUCUUAAUAGAACAACCAACAGAUACACUGUCAGAUGUUCUUGAUAUUCCAGAAAUUCAAGAAUUCCAAGAUAAAGACAGAAUAGAACUACCUGUAGUUCAAAGUAAAUUCUCUGUGGAAGUACAACCAAAAGAUUCACUGUCAGAUGUUCUUGAUACUCGAGACAUUCACUCAAAUAUUCAAGAAUUCCAAGGUCAUAAGAGACUAGAAUUGCAACAGGACUAUGAAAAUGAAACAGAGCUGUCCAUAGAGGGAGAAGCCCAGGUGUGUGAGCAAGAUGAGGACUCUGGACGGCCUGUAAAAGGAGAUUUGAAAUGUAGUCUAAAUUCUGAGCUGUGUAAUAGUUUGCCGGCAUCAGGUUUGGAACAAGAUGCCAUAAAUACGAGUGAUGGUCUAGGCUUACUCCAAGGAGAAACUUUAUUUGAGGAGAAUGGGAUUGUUGAGUGCAUGAAAGUCUCAAGAGAAAUUAAAGGAUCAGAAGAAUGUGUGCCAUGUGGCUCAGGCAUUUUAACAAAGCCUCAAGCUGUAAGGAGUGAGGAGGUGAAAAUUAAGGACUGUACCUCUGAUGACAGUGGCCAAAGUACAUCAACAUCUUCAAACUCUUCAUCACACCAGCUUGACAAGAUGACUAUUGAAGAAUUCAGUGACAGCUUAACAAAGAUCCUGAUGGCUGGGAGUCAAGAUAUAAAGAAAUUUCAAGAUCAGCUCAUGGGAGUACUAAAGGAUGAUGUUAACCUCAGUCUUGUUGACACAGAUCCAGACUCUGCAGUCCUCUAUUUUCAAGCAGGAGCACUGCUUGGCGACCCCUCAUCUGCUUUCAACCUUGCUCUCUGUUAUCAUCUAGGCCGUGGUGUCACUCAGGACUUCAAGAUGGCCCGUGAACUAUAUGAAUCUGCUAGCCUAGCUGGACAUGGAUGGGCUACCUACAAUCUGGCUGUAUUGAUGAAUCAGGGCCAAGGAGGAGCUCGUGAUUCUGACCGUACAUACAACCUCCUCUUGCAAGCUGGUAAAAGAGGUGUCUCUGAAGCUCAGGAAGUCCUCAAGCAGUUGGAGGAACAAGAGGAGAAUGAGCUCUUGGAAGAAAGUUCACUCAAGUCUUCUCAGUCAGAACCAUCCCUCACAUCUGUCUCAUCCAGAAAGUGGUCAUCGUCAUAUUCUACGAGUGAUCUAGAAUUUAUGGAUGAAACUGAUUUAUGGGAUUCUACGGAUUUCUCAACAGAUAAAGAUUACUCAGAAAGCACAAAAAGCGUCUUUUAUCUAGGUUAAUGAAUCAUUAUUUAAAUUCAGUGCUUUUGUUGUGUAUAAGAAUUUGGCUAUGGUGUUGUGGAGAUGAUGUACCUGUGAAGUACAAGGUAGUGUGAUAUUAAAUUUACUCAAGUUGAUCAGGUUUGAAAAAGAAAAUGGAAUGAGAACUUUGUAAGGAUAAGGGAAUAUAGAUUUGAAUCAGGGAAUUAGUAUCUGUUGAACGAUACAGUAUCAAUUGAAGAAAAGAUUGAUGAGCAAUUGUGCAUUAAUGUAUAGUUGAUAUAUUAGCAUCAAGUAGAAAUGAUAGAAACUGAAAGUCUGUGAGAGAGGAAGAUGAGACUAGAACUUGGUAAAAUAUGAAGAAGAUUUUACUAUCUUUGAUAUUGUGUGGGCACAUACGAAGAAUGGUAAUAGUAUGUCUUACAAACACUAAUAUUUAAGGUGAAUGUGAUCAAGAAAAUAAAGAGGAAACAGAAAAGGGAAAAGAAUGGCAAGGGAAUAUUAUCUGCAUAAAAGAUGAGUAAAUACAGACGCAGUGGUCCCUCGGUUAACGAACACAAUUCGUUCCACCGAGUCGUUCGUUAACCGAAUCCAUUGUUUCAAUGGGAUAUUGGGUAAUUGGUUCCAGCCCACAGAAAAGUACAUACAA